Molecule: messenger RNA, 2495 nt
Organism: Piliocolobus tephrosceles (Ugandan red Colobus)
Lineage: Eukaryota; Metazoa; Chordata; Mammalia; Primates; Cercopithecidae
Product: tubulin gamma-2 chain
Exons: 11
Coding region: 943-2298 (451 amino acids)
Biological process (GO): cytoplasmic microtubule organization; microtubule nucleation
Cellular component (GO): gamma-tubulin complex; microtubule
Molecular function (GO): GTP binding
Source: RefSeq, a predicted model, not a curated record
CCUAGCUCACUCUUGAGCGGCUCAAGAUGUUACCAGAAGCUCCCGCCAGAUGUGCACGGCGGAGGUGCGGGCACCGGUAAGGCAGAAAAGACGGGUGGACGGCCCUGGUAAGAACUGGGGUGCCCAAGCCUGCAGGCGGGAUGGAGUGGAAAGAGGUGAGGCAAAAUUAGGCAGGUACAGGAAGGAGCCAGUGCAGCGAAGAAAACAGGGCAGGCGAGUACAGCCCUAGAGAAACCGACGAAUUCGGGACUCGGAGGGUUUCCGAGGGUCCAGUUCUCUCACCAGAAAGCCGCGUUCAGCCCCAGGCACCACAGGGCGCUCCAGGCUGGCCGCUCCCACACCAGGGCUGCCUGUACCCGACUCAGCAGAGGCUCGUAAGGCCCCAGUACCUCGACCAGGGCCCGCUGCGCCGCCUCAACCUGCUGGUCCCGCUCCCAGGAGCCUGACACAUCUCGGCGGCCCCUGAAAGUCGACCCCGAAGCCGGGCCUGGGGUCACGGCCACCCCUUCGGCCUCCGCCAUCUCCCCCCCGGCAGCCACAACAUCCGGGGCCGUGGCCCGACAGUCACAAUAACAGCAACUGCGCAGAUGCGCGAUUCGGCGUGGGAGGCCGCUUCGCACCACAGCGCGCUUGCGCGCAGGACCAAGCGGGCGUCUACCCAGAGGGGAGGGAGAACGCCGAGUCAAAGUACCCCGCCAACGCUGAGGCGCGGACCCUGAUCCGUCGCAGCAGAGCCGUAUCAGGAGCCGCGCACGCGCAAUCUGCAUGAAUGAAGGCCAAUGCUUAAAGACAUGCCAUUCAUUGCCAGAACUCGGUUCUCAUUGGAGCGGAGGAAGCUCGUGGGUGGAGCUUGUUGUUUCGCGCCUGCGUCUUGCGGCGAGCGGGCUGGCGUGCGGCGGCGUUGCGGGCGGGAGCGGCUGCAACGCCGGUCCCUGAGGAGCGAUGCCGAGGGAAAUCAUCACCCUACAGUUGGGCCAGUGCGGCAAUCAGAUUGGGUUCGAGUUCUGGAAACAGCUGUGCGCUGAGCAUGGUAUCAGCCCCGAGGGCAUCGUGGAGGAGUUCGCCACCGAAGGCACUGACCGCAAGGACGUCUUUUUCUACCAGGCAGACGAUGAGCACUACAUCCCCCGGGCCGUGCUGCUGGACCUGGAGCCCCGGGUGAUCCACUCCAUCCUCAACUCCCCCUAUGCCAAGCUCUACAACCCAGAGAACAUCUACCUGUCGGAGCAUGGAGGAGGAGCUGGCAACAACUGGGCCAGUGGAUUCUCCCAGGGUGAGAAAAUUCAUGAAGACAUCUUUGAUAUCAUAGACCGAGAAGCAGAUGGAAGUGACAGUUUAGAGGGCUUCGUGCUGUGUCACUCCAUCGCUGGGGGUACAGGUUCUGGCCUGGGCUCCUACCUCCUGGAGCGACUGAAUGACAGGUACCCCAAGAAGCUGGUGCAGACUUAUUCAGUGUUUCCCUACCAGGACGAGAUGAGUGACGUGGUGGUUCAGCCGUACAAUUCACUCCUGACACUCAAGAGGCUGACGCAGAAUGCAGACUGUGUGGUGGUGCUGGACAACACAGCCCUGAACCGGAUUGCCACAGACCGCCUGCACAUCCAGAACCCGUCCUUCUCCCAGAUCAACCAGCUGGUGUCCACCAUCAUGUCGGCCAGCACCACCACCCUGCGCUACCCCGGCUACAUGAACAAUGACCUCAUCGGCCUCAUCGCCUCGCUCAUUCCCACCCCACGGCUCCACUUCCUCAUGACCGGCUACACCCCGCUCACUACGGAUCAAUCAGUGGCCAGCGUGAGGAAGACCACGGUCCUGGAUGUCAUGAGGCGGCUGCUACAGCCCAAGAACGUGAUGGUGUCCACAGGCCGAGACCGCCAGACCAACCACUGCUACAUCGCCAUCCUCAACAUCAUCCAGGGAGAGGUGGACCCCACCCAGGUCCACAAGAGCCUGCAGAGGAUCCGGGAACGGAAGUUGGCCAACUUCAUCCCGUGGGGCCCCGCCAGCAUCCAAGUGGCCCUGUCGAGGAAGUCUCCCUACCUGCCCUCGGCCCACCGGGUCAGUGGGCUCAUGAUGGCCAACCACACCAGCAUCUCCUCGCUCUUUGAAAGUUCCUGCCAGCAGUUUGACAAGCUGCGGAAGCGGGAUGCCUUCCUUGAGCAGUUCCGUAAGGAGGACAUGUUCAAGGACAACUUUGAUGAGAUGGACAGGUCUAGGGAGGUUGUUCAGGAGCUCAUUGAUGAGUACCAUGCAGCCACCCAGCCAGACUACAUUUCCUGGGGCACCCAGGAGCAGUGAUUUCCCUCCCCACUACUCCUGGAUGGGAAGCACAGCCUCGACCAUGCCUGCUCCCUCUGACCCAGCUUCACCUCAUGGACAACCCUUCUUGGUUCAUCUCCAGCCCAUGAGCUGGUCCGGCUUCCUCCCUUCCAUGCCCUAACUCUUGAUAUGCUUGUUCAGCUCUAAUAAAGUAAUAAAGCUUGGUUGUCAGUAUA